AGGAGGCUGAGUGCACCUGCAUCUGCGCGGGACUGCGCUCUGCGCUCUCAGCCAUGGAGCCGCUGGGCAAGCACAUGUUGAGGGCGGAGCUCGAAAGCUUCUUUGAUAUUCUGGAGGAGAGGAGGCAGAGCAGCGACAUAAGCCACGCCCUCAGGACGUUCAGCGCUCAGCCGUAUCACGAGGCCACGCCCCCUUCUGUUAAGGCUCUCAAUAGGAUGGUGUUGGAAUCGCAGUUCCUGCGCUACGUUAUCGCAGAGGUCGCUGCGGAGUCCGGAGAGCCGCCUGAGUGCGUGAAGGAAGAGGCCGCUGGGAUUCUGGACAAAAUGGCUCAGAACCUGCAGCUGAGCUUCAUCCGUCUGCUGGGUUUCUCGCUCAGUAAAAUCUUCAAAAGGCUCUUCCGCUCCAUCUGGGUCAACGAGGACGGACUCGCACGGCUCCAGCAGGCUAUUCAGGAGCAUCCCGUUAUUCUGAUGCCCAAUCACAGGAGCUACAUCGACUUCUUGGUUCUGUCCUACAUCAUGUUCACCUACGACCUCUCCAUCCCCGUCAUCGCUGCUGGAAUUCCUCUGAUGGGAAUGUCUCUAAUUGGUGAGAUAUUCCGACGGUCGGGAGCGUUCUUCAUCCGGCGUUCGAUUGGCUCGGAUAAGCUCUACUGGGCAGUGCUCUCUGAGUACGUCAGGACUAUAGUGCGGACGGGUUUUGCUCCUGUGGAGUUCUAUGUGGAAGGGCUGCGCAGCAGGACCCUGAAGUCUCUGACGCCAAAGCUGGGUCUGAUGCAGAUGGUCUUGGAGCCGUUUUUUAAAGGAGAGGUGUAUGACGUCCUUCUGGUUCCGGUCAGCAUCAGCUAUGACCGCGUUCUAGAAGAAACCCUCCUUGCUCACGAGCUGCUGGGUGUCCCCAAACCCAAAGAGACCACAACGGGUUUGCUGAAGGCUCGGAAGGUUCUGGAGGACGACUACGGCUGCAUGCACGUGUGCUUUGGAAAGCCUGUGUCUGCAAGGGCUCUGGCUCAGGGAAGGGUCAACCGCGGGCAGUUUAACCUGGUGCCCAGAGGUUUGCCGCUGAAUGCGAGUGCGGAGCUGCAGGAGUUUGUGAACGGCGUGGCUCACCUGUUGGUGCGGCUGCAGGAGAAGAACAUGGUCCUCAGCCCCUGGAGCCUCAUGACCUUUACUCUCCUGCAGAGCCCUCAGGGUGUGGACUGGGACCAGCUUACUCAUAAAACCCUCUGGCUGCGGACCCUCGCCCUGCGGUUUGGUGCCCACCUCAACUGGCCUGCUCAGCUUGCAGAUUCGGAGGUGAUGUCUGACAGCCUGGCCCUGCAUCACUCCAUAGCCUGCCGCGAGAAGGGGCGUGUCCAGUUGGUUGAAGAGGUGGGGCCAGGCCCUGUCACUCAAGAGGAGGCCGUGUUCAGGAAGGCAUCUGCGGUGCUCAUGUGCGCUUCCUACAGGAACCAAGCGCUGCAUGUUUUCACGCGGCCUGCACUGGUGGCUCUCGCCAUGACAACGGCUGCGAGUCCCAGGAAAGAGGACGUCUUCAGACGCUUCUGCUUCCUGCAGGAACUGUUCGCUAAUGAGCUGAUCUUCAUCCCUGGACACGCAGUGCAGGACUUUGAGGAGGGCUGUGAUGGUCUGCAGCAGUGUGGAGCGCUGACCAUCACUGACCAGACGCUGAGAGUAACUGAGGAAGAGCAGGACGCCAUCAUCUUCCUCACUGCCAUUCUGCAGCCUUUUAUUGAGACAUAUGAGGUGGUCUGCAGAAUCUUGUGUGAGGAGAGAUUUCAGACGUUCUCAGAGAAGAGCUUCCUGUCAUCCGUUCGUGAUGCCGUCAUCAAACUCCUGAUUUCAGGUGAGGUGCGGUCGUACGAGUGUUUGUCCUCCAACACUCAGAAGAACGUGCUGUGGGCUCUGCUCAGGAUGGGGGCUGUGUCUAAAUCCAGAGUAGCUGAGCAGAACGAGUACAGGGUGAGCAAAGCUGCAGUGAGGAGAAUAUGGGAAACUCUGGGAGGCAGGGUGACCCCUCAGGUGAUGUCGUACUCCAGGCUGUGACGCUGUGGUCUGAGGAGCUGGAGUGGAGUGCUGUUCUUCAUCCCUCCGUUCCUUCCCUGCUUUCAUCCAUCCCACGGCAGUGUGUCCCAGUCCAGAGGUCCCAGUGCUGGACAGUGUUGUCCCUGCUCUGACGUUCCUGAUGAGAAACCUGCUUUAUUUUGAUACAUAAACUCAACAUCCACUCUAACCCUAACUUUGACCUCAAUCUAGAGCCUAAACUUAAGCCUCACUCAAACUGUAACCUCAACCCAGUGGAUACUCAAUUGAGUUUCAAUACAGUUCCAUUGUUUAUUAGCAAUUUCAGCAUUUGAUAUAGAUAGUCUACAAAAGUACCACCCAAAUAAAGUGUGACUGAACUGACCGUCUUAAAUGAGGUGUUUUAGAACAACUGCACCAGUAACUACAUUUACAUGCACACAAUAGUCUGUCUAAGCCUUAUUUGGUUUCGUUUCCUUUAAUUCAGUUUGUUUUGAUGGGUGUGAACACUCCCCCAGUCACCCAAUCAUCCAAUCAAACAGCUGAACUGCGGCCCGCCAAAAAUUGCUGGUUUGAGUCGACUUCGUAGUGAAUCGUGGGUCAGUUUGCUGCACAUUUUUAUAAGGAUUUGCAUAAAAUUAGGGAGUUGAACUGCAGUGCAUGUGUUCCUCUCCUAAACUGUCUGCGUAACCUGCCUGUUCAAUGUCCUUAUUGUCCUUUAAACGAUUGCAGACGAGCAAUAAAAGUAUAGAAAAGACACGCAUUCGAUUUAGUCACAUGGAUGGCGGAACAUAUUUCUAGCCAAGCAUCGGCAACCAGGAACAAAUUCUUCAGUCAGGAAGACGGAGAUAUCAAGUAAGGUUUCUGGUCAUUGCUUGACUGUGAUUGUAAGUGAAGCACAUCAGUGUUUUGAGUGUGCGUAUCCCAGCCAAAUGUCUGACCAAUCAAAGACCAAUGUUUGUAAUUUGGUGCAUUUUAGCCGUUGCAGUGUGAAACCAAGGCUGCGUUCUUUCAGCAGGUAAAAGUGGCCCAAAUUAGAUGUUCACAUCUUUUAACCGUGACAUCAGAGGUAAACAAUCACACCUGCCAACGAUCGCCAGUCGCUUCAUCUUCACCGGCAUCACAGGAGCAUCAUGAAGCUUCACUGACUGACAGCUGGGCUCUUCACCCUGAAUGUGUUCGAGCUCGGCGUAAAAAGGGCGCGGUCACUUCUUCGGUUCACGUCCUCGGAUUCUUUAAACUUUGCUUUCGGACUUUUAACUGUUCUCUGACGCUGCUGGAUCGUUCUCCUGCGGCCGCGUUCGGACAUUUCUUUAGAAAUCUCUUCGAGCACGGAGGGUUUUGGAGGAGUCUCUGAUUUUUUGUACGGAAACAUCAGCCUUAAUAUUUAUGAGUCUCAGCAGUGCAGAAUUAUGACAAACGUGGAGCUGGAUUGACGUAAAAGUCGCAUGAAUUCCGAUCUGGCUGUUCGGACUGAGUCUCGUGGCCGCAGAUCGGAUAUGUAUCGGAUUUCAGUGCCACGUAUGAAAGCAUCUCAAAUCAGAAUCAAAUCAUCUGUGGUUUUUUUUGCUUUUCAUCUGUGUCACAUAUGAAGAAACGGAUCAGAUUUGGGCCACUUCUGCCUGCUGUGUGAAUACAGUCCAGGGAAGGAAAGGAGUGUCAGAGGAGCCUCAGAAACCAGACCCAGCCAAGACUAUCUACUUCUAAUAGUUCGGUCAGUAUCGGCCUGGACCAUGUAAUUAGACAUGCUACACUUAGUUGACGAAGACAAUCGAGCCGUUCUGUUUAUGGAGUCUUGGUUAAUCUAACCCGACUACUGUUAAUCCAUUGGUGUGCAUGUAAACAUAGUUACUGAAUACGGUCACCUUCAGAAUCAACAGCUACGGUUUUAAACUGAGUCACAUUCGAACUUCUGGUGUUGCUAUAAUCAGCUACGGUCAGUGGACCGGCCGUCUGAAUAAGCACCUUUAUCAAGGCGUAUUCUUUUAUUUGCUAUUUUCAUAAAUAAGUGAUAAACGGGCCUCAUCAAAGAACUAAAACAUGUUCCUUAACACAGUGACAUAACUGAAAUAAACAGUCUGUAGUCCUUUAGUGACCGUAGGUACAUUUAACACGGCCAUACUUUAAAUCCGCAGGUGUAAACAUUAUGAUUGUAGAUAGUAAUUUAUAACAGGAAGGUUAUAAGGUUAUAAUGUAAGGCCAUUGUGGCCAAACAACUGUGAAUUAAUGUGCCUUGACUGUAGGUUUUUAUGACACAACGGCAAUAAAACGUUGCUUCUAACUAUCAACUUCAGAGCGAACUGUCUGAUGAAUGAAUAUGUAAAUGAAUAUGUAAAUGAAUAUGUACAGCAGA
Messenger RNA from Pygocentrus nattereri (red-bellied piranha), 4374 nucleotides. It is a transcript of the gene gnpat2, whose product is annotated as dihydroxyacetone phosphate acyltransferase. Lineage: Eukaryota; Metazoa; Chordata; Actinopteri; Characiformes; Serrasalmidae. The record is from RefSeq and is a predicted model, not a curated record. The transcript has 16 exons. Gene Ontology annotation, molecular function: glycerone-phosphate O-acyltransferase activity. Gene Ontology annotation, cellular component: mitochondrial membrane; peroxisomal membrane. Gene Ontology annotation, biological process: ether lipid biosynthetic process. The coding region runs from base 54 to 2045 and encodes 663 amino acids.